Molecule: messenger RNA, 909 nt
Organism: Nilaparvata lugens (brown planthopper)
Lineage: Eukaryota; Metazoa; Arthropoda; Insecta; Hemiptera; Delphacidae
Exons: 4
Coding region: 251-886 (211 amino acids)
Source: RefSeq, a predicted model, not a curated record
GCAAUAAAUUUCAUGUAUUGUUUUCAUUUCAAUUUGUCUUUCUUAAAUACUGAAUUCAGUCAAUAAUAUUAGAGUUCUAUCAAUAUUAUUUUAUUUUCUACUUUUAUAUCUGUCAAUUCAAUCCCUGUAAAAGAAAAAAAGUAACAAAAAUGUUUUGCUAGAUUGAUUUGGUUUUUACAAUCUGAAAAUGUGCAAUUUCGUGUUCUAACCUUUCAACUUUGAAGUAGUCAAGUACUAUUCCUUUUUGAAAAUGAAUGAAUUCAAAAUCCACAAACUGUUAUGCGAGUUGAUUGAAGCCUGGGAAGACUGUCUGAGCGACGCGGCUGAUCCUCUGCCUUAUUUUACGUCGUACGUCAGGUCGAACGUAUCGCCCGAGGAAUGCCUGGAGAACGUACUGCGCUACAACACAGACCUGGCCGGUCGCAAGAGGGGUGUAUCGGAGAUGGCCAUCAAACAGGUGCUGCAGCAUAACAAGUGUGCCAACCCGGAGAAGUUUCUUCACAAGUACGAGCAUCUCAAAGCCAAAAAGUUAGAUAUCCUCGGUCCUUUCAUGAACCUGUUGAUGCAGUUGAAAGAUGACACCAAACUGGUUGAAAUCAUCAAAAGAAAGCAUCAGAAAGAUAACAAGGAGCUGAACUUCAAUCCACUUCAACUGAAGUCGCAGACAGCGUUAAACUUCAAAGACGAAGAUGCUCAACAGGUUUGCAGUAAACUUGUAAAGAUGGCGGCCAAACUUCAGGUGCGAAAGAGCGCCAAAUCGGAGUCACGUGGUGGCCCACCAAUGCCAGCUCACUCAGACAUCACCGACUGGAGCUCGGGUGCGGCCCUUCAUGUCCAUGGACUUCUUCGAUCCGCCCAACAGCCAGUCGGCCGCGCCGCUAUGUGAGUUCGCAACACACCUAAAACAAC